This is a messenger RNA of Opisthocomus hoazin, 477 nucleotides long. It is a transcript of the gene BCL2L15, whose product is annotated as BCL2 like 15. Gene Ontology annotation, biological process: regulation of apoptotic process. The record is from RefSeq and is a predicted model, not a curated record. Lineage: Eukaryota; Metazoa; Chordata; Aves; Opisthocomiformes; Opisthocomidae.
AUGGCGACUUUCGAGGCACAGACAGAGUGUGUUGUGGAAGCCUUGUUCUCUGACCUGCUCGGUGAACAUGAGACCGAGUGCCGGAGCCUGGAGACAGAUGCGGGAGAGCCUGUGCAGUCUGCAGAAGAGCCCACCACCACGUUCGACCCCGUCGUGAUUGCCAGUCGCCUGCGGCAGAUGGGGGACCAGUGCAACAUGGAUUUUGAAAGGGUUUCCUCGGAGGCUCUUGCUGAGGUGCUCAAUGGAAAGAUGGAGAAGUUUGGGGCUGCCGGGGACUCUCUCCGCAGGAAUUGGAGGGACCAGAACCCUGAGCUGGGCUACGAGAGAGCUUUUCUCGCUGUUUCUGUGAAAUUGAUAACAUCUGCUGUUAAGAAAGUCCCAGCUGUGGUGCUUUGCAACCAACUCAUACAAGUGAUUAAUGGAAAUUCUCAAGUCAGAAACUAUAUUGAGGCCCUUGGUGGAUGGGUAAGGAUGUGA